Molecule: messenger RNA, 1257 nt
Organism: Aspergillus calidoustus
Lineage: Eukaryota; Fungi; Ascomycota; Eurotiomycetes; Eurotiales; Aspergillaceae
Source: the annotation of a GenBank genome assembly
AUGUCCUUCCGCGAGUACCUCCCCGACCUCAACACCCCGCGCUUCCAGGUGAUGCGCACGCAAGAUGCGCACGAGUACGCCGAGGCCUUUAAGACGGGCAAGAUCCCGCCCUGGUUGCAUGCGCUGUAUAUGCACUGGAGAGAGUUGUUGCAGGAGCCGUUCAAGGGAGUUACGUUUGAUGGCAACGUCCACCAAAACCUCUUCGACCUCCAAGACGAACAAAUCCCCAUCGCGCGCAUCACCGAAACAGCCACACACCUCCUCUCCCUCCUAACCCCCACCCAGCAAGAGACGUUAUGCUACCACAUCGACUCCCCCGAAUGGCGCACCUGGUCGAACCCCGAAUUCCUCCUCUCCGACAAAGGUCUGCGCCUCGACGAGGUCUCCCCCACAAUCCGCACAGCCAUCCUCGCCAUCCUCGAGGCAACGCUCUCCCCUGAGGGCUACGAAAAGGCGAUCAGCGCAAUGCGGAUUAACCACUACCUCGGCGAACUCGUCGAGUCUCCGCGGGUGAUGAACGAGUUCUCGUACAAUUUUGUCCUCUUUGGACGACCGUCCACGAUGAGGCCGUGGGGGUGGAGUUUCUACGGACAUCAUCUUUGUCUGAAUAUUUUUCUGUACAAGGGCCAGAUUGUCGCGAGUCCGUGGUUUACGGGAGCGGAGCCGAAUGAGAUUGAUGCGGGCCCCUGGAAAGGGACGAGGAUUCUGCAUGUAGAGGAGAGGUUGGGACUGCAGCUUAUGCAGUCCCUCUCUCCCGAAUUGCAGGCAAAAGCCCAGGUAUACAAAGAAAUGCACGACGCCGCCAUGCCACCAGGCCGCUGGAACCGCGACGACCAGCGGCAUCUCUGCGGCGCAUACCGCGACAACCGCAUCGUCCCCAACGAAGGAAUCCGCGCCGCCCAGCUCUCCCCCUCGCAAAAAGACACCCUCUACGCCAUCCUCUCGCAAUACCUCCUGUACCUCCCCACCCGCGCCCGCGAACUCAAACUCGCGCAUAUCAAACAAUUCGAAGACGAGACAUACUUCUCGUGGAUCGGCGGGUAUGGCAACGACGACCCGUUCUACUUCCGUAUUCAAAACCCCGUUGUUCUGGUCGAGUUUGAUCACCAUUCGGGGGUUUUCUUGAAUAAUGAGGAGCCGAGGAAGUUUCAUGUUCAUACGCUGCUCAGAACGCCGAAUGCGGGGGAUUAUGGCGUGGCGCUGCGCGGGAGGAUUCCGCCUGUGGAGGGGGUCGAGGGGACGGAGAUUGUGUGGUAG